UUUCCAAAAACAUUGCAUUUGGUAAUUUUCAAGUAUCUAGGAAAGAUAACCAACAGCAUCAUGAAGGAGGUCUGGAUCAUUCUAAAGAGAAAAUUAUAGAUGUUGAUGCUUUCCUGUUAAAGCAGGGUCUGGAAAAUACAGCUCAAACUGAUCUCAAAAGCAGCAGAAGAAAAGUCUCCUCUUACCAUGAACCCAGAUCCCCUCUGUGUUUUGCACAGUUACAUAAAGACAGUGAACUUGUCCCACAGAAAAGGAGUGAAAAUAAUUAUGAUUUAUCUGGAAGGAAGGCUGAGGAUGGUUACAGAUCCCAGAUUCUCGAUAUUGAUGCGCUUAUGGCAGAAUAUAAAGAAGAAUCAGUGAAGGCCAGUAACGUUCGUGACAAGCUCUCUGAAGAUCACAGUUCAUUUAGUAGGGAGAAAUCAAAGAGCAAAAGAAAUGUAUCAGAUCGGACGUCUUCCUAUAGCUGGAAAGAGAAAGAGUGGAAGGGAUCAGAUCACUAUUCUGUUAAUAACAAACAAGGUGACCGUGCAGAAGAGUACCACAGGCCAGAGAAAUUAAUUCUAAAUGAAAAGAGCAAAGAGAAACUGGAAUCAUGUAGCCCUGAAUUUGAUAAACAAAAGUCCAAAGACAGAAAGUUCAGUCCUCCUUUCUGGGGAAAUCCUAGCAGCUUUUUUUCAGAUAAGUUUGUAAAUUCACCUGUGGAGUUUGCUAGGAAGAAAACUUUCAUUGUUGAUGAGGAUGAAGAAGUGAACUUAACUUCCAGGAAUCAAAGUGCAAAAUUUGUGAUUGGUAAGGUACAGCCUAUAAAUGCAGUUGGUCCAGACCAAAGGUUGGAAGUUAAUUUUGCUUCCAAGCUGUCCAUAAAGGCAGAUGAUGGCCUCUUACAGAAGAAGUUGGUUACAAAAGAACAGUUCUUGGAGGUGUCUUCAGAAGGUGAUUGGAGCAAAAAUGUAGCAAGGAGCUCUAUAACGAGGAACAAAGACAAUGGAAAUAAGGCGAUGUGUGAGAGCGACUCUUCCAAUGUGAAAAGUAAAACUGAUUGGAAGAACUAUACACCUGGUUUAGGAAGUGCACCCCCAGAUUUAAGACGAUCCUAUUCAGAAAAGAGCCGCCAAGGAAAAGACAAUCUACCGCUUAUGCAAGAAGUAAGGGGAAGAAAGGAUCUAUACCGAUCCAGGCAAAGCUUCCCAUUGGAAAGUGCGGAUAAUGGGUGGAAACACAAGAUGUCAUCUCAGUCAGAACCAUUUUCCCAUGAGGAUAAAAAGGAUCAGCUGAAGCAGUGCUUCUCCAGACAGCCCCCAGGAGCAAAGGACACAGACACACUCGUGCAGGAGCUCGACAGCCAGUACGGUACCUGGAAUGAGCAGCAGCACAGUGGGGACAGCUUUGUGCCUGAAUCUCCUUCCUUGGAAAACAAUGUCAUUUCAACAAGAAAGCAACCUCCAAAUAGCCACCCGUCUUCACUGUCCUCUCAAACGGAACCUGCCUCCCUGGUUGAUCACCAUGACUUCUCAAGAGACCAAAGGAGCACAAGUUUGGACCGUUCCAGCACUGACAUGGACUCUACUGAUGGGACCGAUUUACCUCCUCCAGGAGACACCUACCCCGAUGAAAAGACCACUGAUUUCUCUUUCAUUGAUCAAACCACUAUUCUGGACUCCAGUGCACUGAAAACGCGUGUACAGCUCAGCAAAAAGAGACGCCGUCGGGCUCCUAUUUCCCACUCUCUUAGAAGAAGCAGAGGGCUGGAGUUUGAAAACAGAUUUUCUUUGACGGAAGAACCAGAUAAUACCUGGAUGUUUAAAGAUUCCACAGAAGAGAAGAAAACUAUGCAACAGGAAGAUUCUGAUGAGGAAGAAAAGAUACAGCAUACUGCGAGAUCAUCUUCUGUACAAGCUCAGAGACUUCCCGUAUUUCCAGGAAUGGACCACUCUGUUCUCAAGGCCCAACUGCGGAAAAGACAAGAGUCUGAGAGUCCUGGUGAAAUAGGUUCUGCUCAGCUGUUCAAAUCCCCUAAACCACAACUGCAGCUUGGAACUCCUGGUAGCAGACUGCUGCCCUCCAGUGUAGAGAAGGAGGACAGGUCAGAAGAAAAGUCUCCUCAGUGGCUGAAGGAGCUGAAAUCAAAGAAGAGACAGAGCCAUUAUGAGAAUCAGGUUUGAAAAGAUAGUGAUUCUAACUCGAAGAAGAUAAAGAAGUUUAACAGAAGCCUUAACUCAUCUGAACCUAAAAUUCACGUCAUGUUGCUGCUGUUUGCUUCCUGCCUCAACUGCUAUGUGCAUGGUGCCUUCCUGUUUUGUGGAGAAAGCUGCUUGAUAUUCAUAGUCAAAUACAAAGCUGUAUCUUUUCAGAUAUGGGAGGAUAGUCACUUCAGACCUGCCUGGAAGAAGAACCGGUGGUUCGUAGUUAGCACUUCAGAAAGUCUUGAAAGAUUGUAAUAUUUGAUCUAGGAGUGCUGUGCACCAGAAAAGUCCCCUGACUGUUGAACAAAGACUGCAUUUCCGCGUAGGUGUUCAGCAACUCAAAAAUAUGACUUUUGGUAGACGUGCCAGGUGUAAGGCUGGGCUUUGUGUUUGUUUAUGAAAAUAACAAUUCUAAUCAAAUUUAUCUCUUUUUGUGAAAAAAUAGUAAGCUCCUAUUUAGACUGAAGUUUGUGGAAGGUGAGAGUGAAAGAACAAAUUAUGUUUACUGCCAUAUUGAAAAAGGAAACUUGAUUAUUUUUUGUAAAAUGUAUUUUUGAUUGGCUUAUAUUUACAUGUGAUCUGCUGACCUAGCAGAUGAAUAUAAUUUUUAGAUGAACAAAAUGUUAACUUUUGUCACUCUUGAAAUGGUAUAUUCUGUGUUUUGUCAGCAUGUGGAAUAAUUGCUUCAUUGGAAUGUCUUUCCUAAAAAGGAUCAAGCAAUAAUGUCAACCAGUUCUCUUUAAAAAAAAAAAAUAAAAUAUGUAAAUACUGUUUUUUUUAUAACAAAAAAGGAAGGGAAGAGGGAGGAUGUUACACUCAUAUCAGGGUUCCAGUUAAUUGUUGAAUGUCACUUUAAUAGCAGUUUGGAUAGUCCCACUUCAUAUUUUUAUUUGUUGAUCUGUAAAUACCAGGUUUAAGUUUUUAUUUUUAUGCUGAUUUUGUGGGAUAACCUAAAUGUGAUCUUCAGUUUCUCAGAUUAUUUACUUUUCUUCUUUUGGUAAGACCGAUGUUAUAAUAGCAGUAUAGAUAUCUCAUGCAUAACACGGGUGUGAUGAAUAUCACUUAUAUCUCAAAUAUGUUAGUAUCUUUGAAAACAGAUUCUGAAAUAUCAACCAAGAUGUCCAUUUAAGACAUACUUUAUUCUUUCCCCAAGUAAGUGCUCUUUUCAGUAAACCUUUAAAGAUGUAGCCCAACGAGGGAGGUUAUUCUGUCGCAUCAGUAUUCCUCUCGACUCGACUAAGAAAGCAGCAAUGUGGAAGAAGGAAGCGAGACUGGAGCUCUCUCCUCCUCUGGUGCCCUCCUGUAGCGCAGGGCUGGGCAGAGCCUCCCGCAGCGCCGGCAGCCCAAAAGCCGCGUGGGACAGCGUGGCAGCGGUGUGGGGCCGGAGCGGGAGCAGACACUGCUCCUUGCGUUGCACUUCCCGUGUCCUGCUGAUGGGCUUCUCUAGAUAUUAAAGAUAAAGCACCUGCACUUGAACUCAUUUUCUUUUUUUUUUUUCUUAUGAUCAGCGUUUCGGAAAGCUUGGUUUAUGUGGGGUUACCACAAUGGUGCAUCUGCUAGCCAGAGUGGCAUUGCCUGGUCUGCUGUCUAUCAAGCUUGUAGCUGCCAAAGCCAUGUGCCAAUUCUUCUCAUGGAGGAGUCACAGAUGAGGUGAUUUUUAGUCCCAGUCUGCUUGUAGGAAAUAACAGCAGUAUGUCAGGAGACAAGUCCCAUAUGCACGUAUCUCUCUCCCAGAUUUAGUUCCGAUAGCAGCUCCCUGUACUUAAUGGAAGUGACACGGAUAAGUUUCUCUUAUGUAAAAAAUCUUUACUUGCUGCUUUGCCCUACUUCACAUCAGAGCUGUUGCCGCUGUUACAGUUUUACAGCCCCUUCUGCGACCAAUUAAGAAACGAUCACCCCAGAUUUCUGCCAAGUGUUUCAUUCUGUGUGGCUUUUAACCCUGGGCAAUGGGAGAUGGACUUCCAUUUGAAUGCAGUCAACCAGACUGUUAAAGAGCUCCUCUUAGCUAAUUUUAAAAUGUUGCACAUAUUUUCUUCAUCCCUUUUCUUCAGAUGGUGGUGGAAAAGGCGACUCUUGAAGAGAUAAGCUUGUGUAUGUGUCUCUUUGGGAUUUUUUUUUUUUAUGGCAGCACUGACGGGUACCAUCAGUUGCAUACUGCGUGUGACGCGCACACUGCGGUCAGCCCUGAAGGCAGCGUUUGCAGGUGUGAGAGAAGAAUGAUUGCUUUUCUUACUCCAGUGAAGUGGGGCUUGCUUUAAAAAGUAUCUAGAAAUCAGGUAAAUUCCCCCUGCUUAUGAGAAUAUUUACAGAGGCUUGAUUUUCGAAUUCAGCGGGUUGACAGUGUUGCAUUACCAAUAGUUGGAGGAUUUACUGGUUCUUGGUCUAAUAAGUGAAGGCCAGAAAUUCUGUACCUGCAGUGUUUGCUCUGCGUUUGAGGAAACUGAGAGGAUUAAUGCUAGGUUUCCACAAAGCCCUUUGAAUGUGUAUGCAUUUCCACAUCUGCUUGGACAAUGCACUGAAACUUACUGUAUUUAGUAGUUUAACCUACUACUGAGAAAUGUUUAAUGCUUAAAUGUCUAAUUAAAAAGCAUCUUUAGAAUGUUAUUGAAUGGAAAAGUGUUUUUUCUGCUCUUAUCAUUUCUUUAUGUUGUACAUGGAUUAAAUAUCUAUUUCCUUCUCUUCAGGUUAUCACUGUGUAAUAAAAGAUCUAUAAAUAUGUUAUUACUUCUUAAAUGAUAGAACAUACUGUAAUACACUUUAUGCAAUUC
Molecule: messenger RNA, 4951 nt
Organism: Pygoscelis adeliae (Adelie penguin)
Lineage: Eukaryota; Metazoa; Chordata; Aves; Sphenisciformes; Spheniscidae
Product: KIAA1671 ortholog
Exons: 8
Coding region: 333-2162 (609 amino acids)
Source: RefSeq, a predicted model, not a curated record